This is a messenger RNA of Porites lobata, 9424 nucleotides long. The record is from the annotation of a GenBank genome assembly. NCBI's taxonomy places the organism in Eukaryota, Metazoa, Cnidaria, Anthozoa, Scleractinia, Poritidae.
AUGGACCAACGAGGGAAGACACGUGGGCAUCGCUGCGCGGCUAAUUUCGGGAUUGCAAUAGCUGUGUUAUACAUCGUGUUAACAACGAUUUGUAUGGUUUCUUUGUACCGUAUUGUAAUAUCACAGACAGCAAGAAUACAAUCGCUCGAGACAGUCGCAGGCACAUUGGCAGCUCGUGUUUACAAGUUGGAAAGCAGCUUCACAGCUCAGAAAUCUCACGGAAGAUCUGCGGGUGAAACUGAAGGUGUUUUGGAGGAGAAAUCUAAACAGCUGAAAACCAAGGUUUGGCUGAUAGAUGUUAUCAGAGGCGCGAUUUUUACGUUGUCGCAAUUAAUUUCGUAUUCAAAGAUUGUUAUGAAUUUGUAAUUAGUGUUUUUAAGAGGGGACAGAAAGUAAUUGUUCAUUUCUGCUGUUUGCAGCUUGCUUUAAUCGAUACAUCACAAGAGAGAGCUAAAAGACAGAUGGGAGGUAUUUGUCCGUGUCUCCAAGGUAAUAAGUCUGUUGUUGCUUCAAUAAACAUGACAUUUUUUCGGUAUUUGAUUGCUAAAAGGUUAACAAGGGUGCAAGGAAUUAAGCUUACCUUAAAAAACACACACCGUCAAGGCCGAUAACAUGAAAAGCUUACUACGCUAAUAAAGCAUAAAGUUAAAAAAAGGCUGCAAAAAACAACUUAUAAGUGCGAUGGAGGGAAGAUCUGGGACGCCUGAACAACGUUUAAUAGCCAACGGUUUGAUCGUGUCGUGGAACACGUAAGAAAACCAAUAUGAGUAGUUUAUAACAAGGAGUUUCUUCCGCGAAAACAAGUACUAGAUAGGGUAUUGAUCUGUAGAAGGGCGUAAACGACGUGUGCCAGUUGAAAUAAAUAUCUCAAAGAAAACUUCAAAGAGAAACCAAACAGAUAGAUGUACCCAACUUAGGCGUGUUUACUUCCGCAUUGGAGACAAAAAGUCAUGCCGGUAGAUUGACAAGACCGCUGAUAAAAUAGUGUUUUAAAACGCGAUUCCGAGAAAAUGAAACAAUUAGAAAUGAAUAGAUUACGCCGACGGCGUAAAUAUCUCUGCAAAAACAAGCGUCUUCUAAUGAAUGCGCUAAAAAAUCUCAGUAUUAGAGACUGGAUUGGAAGCCGCGGUAGCGUUGACCAAAAUGCAGCGGACGGAUUUCUUAUUACAUUGUGCCUGUAGAAGCCGGUCGUUACAAGAUAUUCUUAUGUCAAGAAGAGAGACUUUAAAAUAACUGAAACGUAGCGGAAUUCGAGUUUGCACCCAUCGAAACUGGGCUGAUUAAAAAAGGUCAUCUAGAUUACAGAACUUCGCGUCCGCUAAUUUGCUAAAUGUAACAACAAAUUGUUAGAUUCUCACUUCCGGAGUAGGAAACGUUUUAUUUGAUAAAGCAUUAAGAGGAAGACUCCACUUAUGUAUAUUUAGGCUAUUUACGAUGAAAAUAUCCGGCAUUUCAAGAGCAAAGACGCCUUACCGAUUCAUGUAACAUUUGAUAUGGCACUUCACAUGUUAAGGAUUUUAACUGAAAUCCUCACAUUGAAGAAGACAAGACAAGCUUUGUUGUUAGUUACAAUCAAAGAGACUUGCGCAUUUUUGGUAACAUUUUCGUGUUCGCUCACUUCCAAAUUCUUCUAAUUGCAUCGACAAAUAAAGGCCUUUAGUUCACUUUUUAGGAAGUGUUUAAAUGACGGGCAGCAGGCUAAGGUCUUAAAAUCACCAAAUGACCGACGAAUGCGCCCGUGGCUGAUUUAACUUGUUUCUCUAAUAUAUUUGCUAAGUAGACAAAGUGAACUGGGGGUUAGAACAUAAGGAAUAUAGAGCUUUCUAUAAGGUUACAACCAUUUUUAGAGUUUUGAAAAUCUUGACUGGCAGCCGGCCAUAUAGCCUGCAGACACCUUUUUCAGCUCUUGUUUCACUCACCGAUAAAACGAGAGUGAAACAAAAGCUGAAAAAGGCGUCUGCUCUCGAAGGCUCCCGGCCACAAGCUACUUUUAAGCGCCCAUUACUGCCACGCUACGAUAUUGAACCGAGUGGAGCAUAUUCGGCGGUUGAAACUCGAACUGAACAACACACAAUUACUUUCAAGCUUCGUUGGAUUUUGAAGCAUGCAGGUUUCUGGAGAGGUGAAAGCUUUCCAACCGGCAUGUACUGCCCUCAAGCGUUCAGCGUUAGCGGCAGUUUUAUCCCAAAGAAUUGAUCAAAUUUGAACUUAAUCAAUUGUCAAAGCGUCCAUUUUGCUCUGAAAUUGGUCAAGGACUUAAAAGAAAGGUUGCACGCAAUAAAAUUAUCUGCUUUAUCGUAAUCGCUUUAAACUCUCUUUUCGUUUCACUUCAACAUCACCUUAUGCCUUUUGUCCUUAACAACUCUGCCAAGUCCUACUGAUUUCUUAGCUAUAGCGUGAACUUUUUUUGUUUACUCGGAAGUUCUCGGGUUGUUUUGGCUAACAAAUAAAUCCAAUCGGAAUGGUAGUACAAAUGUCACGAAUUUUAAGUCACGUAUUUUAAGAGAGAGCCUUCUAAACCAUUGUUUGUUAACCAGAGUAAUUUGUCUUCAGUCCUUGACGGCCUUGGCAACUUGACAAAAAAUAGGCUGGUUUUGUUGGCUCUAUUGUCUUUAAACAGAUCGGGAUUAUUUACCAUAACAUGACGACACGGUCAUAGGAAAUCAUUCGACAAGGCUUUCUAACGAUCUUUUGGCCAAAGAUUUUAGCAACUAUUAUAGAAAUUUGUCGGGAAAAAAAUCGAAUCUGUACCUGAUGUGCAAACGUAUUAUGGUGACUCUCCGAGAACUUUUAAUUAAUAAAACACAAGUUUUGAAAGUGACUAGGCCUUUUGCAGAUUCUUAAUUCAUUACAUUCGCCGGCUACCCGAUUAAAAUGCAACUAACUUUCAGAAUUCCGAUGCUAUGCUGUCUAGCAACCGAUGCACAAACCAGUCAGCGCUAAGAUAUAAGGAUCAAAAUGUAACCGUUGAAGGCAAAAAUUCGACCAGAUGUUACCAAAGGUGGUAAAAACACCCCAACUGGCACUCUCUUAAGAGGUGCCAAAUGAACCGACAAUUAAUUAACUGUUUCAAAAUAUACAGUUCAUCCGGUCACCUGUGUAUUCUGAAUAAUACUAAUUCACAGUAGACAGACGAUGCCCUUGUGGCGUGGGCGUAAAUUGCAUUUCAAAGAACAAAACGAUAGAAGUUUAUAACAAUAGCCUGACCAAAAUAGUAGAUAUUUACAAAAUCCCGACUUUGUAUAAAUGAUGCUGGAGGAAAAAAAUGACCUUGAUAUCGUUUAAUGGGGUCGAACAGACUUGAAAACAAUUGUGAACAUUUUGCAUACAAAUUAUUACAUCCACAAGGAGAGAUCAAUAAAAGAAACCUUCUAAAAAGACGCUUCUAAACGUUCUUUGUCUGCAUUGUGUAGUCUUAUCAGCGAUUACACAAAUUCUUUCAAAAUGUUUAGCUUUAUGUACAUAUCUUUAAGCGUUCAUGUGAUGAGUGCGUGUUAAUUGUUUGAAAAUGAUCAUCAAGUGACCCUUAGCGGCAGACGGAAAUAUGACUGGACGGGACUACCGGAAUACGUGGACGCGUGGAUUGCACUACAAUUGCAUGAUUCAAUAUGCAGGAUUUGAUUGUGCAGACGGCUGGAUAUUUUUUGGAAUCUAGAGCUGACCCAUGCUUGGUGCUAAUACUAUCAUUAACCUGCCUUCAUUAAAUUUCUCCUAGAACUCCGAUCUGUAAAGAUAACCUAUAUCUUUUUCAAAGAAUAUCACUACUAAGUAUUAAUAUUAAUAAUAGAGAAUGCUACUUACAACUUUUGUUCGGCUUUUAACUACAACCAACGUUUUUCCUUUCGUUUUAGGUCGUAAAGGAAGACGAGGUAAACGAGGUUAGUUUUUUUGUAAGAGUUACCCAGGCACCCAAUUUAAGUGGGUCAUCUUUAAGAGUAGCAACUCUUAGGUCCUGGGUAGACCACAAAACUUCAAGUCAAGGAAUUCAAGACAUCGACGAAUUGUCUGUGAUGACAUUUUGAACUGAAUUUAAUUUUGGAGCUCCUGUUACGUAAUCACACUCCUUUUCUCAUUUGUUUUUCAACCUUGGUGUUAUACGCAGUCGUUACCAGAUUUCUUACGCAAUCCUUCACGGACACUUUUGCGUUAAUUACAAUACCCAUAGUACUGGUCGAUCGUUUGGCAGACGUUUCCGAUAAAGUCGCGCAAUAUACCGUAAAAUUCCGAAAAUCAUCCCCUCCUUGUAUAAGCCCCUCAAACUUGUAACGCAAAAAACCCUCCGUUAAGUCGCCCCUCCAAAUAUAAGCCCCAUGGGGGCUUGUACUUGGAAAUUGCCCUCAAAUACAAAGUAAAACAAAGCAAAACCGGUAAAUUUUCUUCCAACUAUAAGGCUAUCCCAAUCGAUUUUGAAACGCAAAUUUCCCUCCGUAGAUAAGCCCCUCCGAAUAUAAGCCCCUCCAAAAAUAAGCCCCUCAAAAAGAGCCUUUGAAAAAUAUAAGCCCCAGGUCUUACUUUCGGAAUUUUUAUUUUGACUUCGCGCCACACUACGCUAUCAGAAGUCCUUGAACAGACUAAUCGUAAGAUCGUAACGCCACAUACAAAUGGCACGUUUUCUUCAGGGCACAAGGGAGAUCCAGGUCCUAAAGGCGAAGAAGGCCCUCCUGGGGCCAUAGGACCUCAAGGACCAAAGGGACCUCCAGGAGAACCUGGUGUGCAGGGACCAGAGGGUCCACCAGGUCAGUAUUCGGUAUUCUGGACUACAAGUAGUCAUAAACCGAGGGAGGGGAACAAGAGAGUAAGCUCGCUUCUUUUCCUGAGUCCCCCUUCUUGCCGCUUUAUUUGCUCGCCUGCCGGGGGCAUGGGCUUCUGGCGUGCUCAAGCGCGCUCUUUUUUUAAAAAAAACUACCGUCGUCAUCAAUUUUGUGCUGUUUCAUUCACAGACAUCAUCAUGAAAGACAGAAAGCCGUUGCACACGGGAUAUAAACCACAACGCACGGAGAGACUUUUAAAGUGAAUGUGCUGUAAAAACUGCUGCUUCGAAAAAGAGAAUAAGCUCUGCGACAGCACUAAACAUAUCUCGCCCCAUUCUCUUAAGUCAUUGGUUAAUGUUGCUACGUAGUCACUUGAGAUAUGCACGCGAAGCUAGAAAGUUUACGAGUAAACAACGGAUUUUGGCCUUUGUUCUCGAUAAAUGGAAACCAAACUUAAGAAAACAUAUAAAAUUGGGCCGUUAAAAAUGAAAAUACGAGAUAAUACUUUAAAAAAAGAAAACAAAAAUCUGACUUACGUUUGCCUGAUUUGACAACACUCCUCCUCAUUGCUUUAGAUGAGUGCACAACUUGUUAAAGCCAUACCCUUUUAAAUCAUCAUUUCCUAAAGACGAAGUAUACAACAAGUUAGGAGUGUGACAAAUCUAUUAAAACAUUAUAUAUUUUAUAGGUAAGGCUGGUCCCCAGGGCUCUAAAGGCGAUAACGGUUCGCAAGGGCCGUCUGGUGAAAAGGGGGAAGCGGGUACUACAGGACGAAAGGGAGACAUGGGCCUACAGGGUACCAAAGGAGAGCAAGGUUAGACACUUUGUUAUGUUACAAACUGCCAUGGUUGUAGGUAGAGCCCUGCUCAUGAAUGAUUGCCUGUCGAUUAAUAAUUGGACCGUACACAGUCCCUUACUUUUCCGUGACAUCGUCGAAAACAAGCACUUUAUUGCGUUACGGGUGGCAAUCAUGGUUUCAAAUGUUCCGAGUCUAGAGCCCCGUGCAAACGGACGCAACGUUGUUGGAUGUUACAAGCUGUAUCCGCUCGAACACCAUGUUGCAUGUUGUUGCUUGUUGUUGGGAGUUGUUACGCAAAGUUCGAAACCGGUCACACUUUUAAGCUACAUGCAAACGGACCCAACAGCUGUCAACAUGAUUGGGCCGUUUGCACGUAGCUUAGCCCGGGGAUGACUGUAAAAUCCACUUAGGGGGGUGGGGACGUAUUUAAGGGGGAGAGAAAAAUCUCCCCGCACAGCUAUAAACCCCAAACGCCUGUCCCCUCAGGACAAUUAAAACCGAGAUGGCGGCCUGUAACGUCGACUAUUUUAGGAAAAACAGGGGACUGUGAACAACAGUGGAAUUGACAAUUUAGUACCUAACUGACGCAAAACGCUGAGAAUCGGGUCAGGGCGCAGAGCGAAGAGAUCAGAAGGCAAAAGAAGUAGGCGCGAAAGUCGCUUCGCUUUUUUUCGCCUCACUUCUACGCGGAUCACCUCUUCAUAGACUGCUUUAGAUAGAGGGGGAUCGGGGAUCCACACCUUCCGUCUUCCGUACCGUGCACUCCCGAAUCCCGCUUCUUUUACCUUUGAUUCCCCCCCUUAGCCGUUUUUCAAUUGCGAAAUAUUAAGCAUUGUUGCGUAAUUUCCCCGCCCUACUUCUCCCGCUUCUCACCCUAGUAGAACUCCCACCUCCCACCCUUUCCUCUGCCACUUCCCGAACCCCUCCAGUCCCCCAUUCUCCCGGGCUCACACCCUCCUUCCCCCCCACAACAAGUCAGGCUUAGAUAAAAAAAAAAGUGUCUCGAGAGUCAGAGGAGAUUAGGUGCCUUGUUUGUCCGACUGUGCUUAGACGAAAAAGGGUUUAACUAACCUGACUUUUACCAUUGUCUAAAAACGCAGUCAGUUCAGAACACAGUUAGCCUUGCCAAACUAGGUGAGCGAUUUUGAUUUGGCACGAAAGUAAUACAGAGGGUGACAUAAUAUAAGUUCAAAACAUAGGUAAACGAAAACGAAUGUCAGCGAAAAUUAUCAUUUUGUGAGGGAAAAAAUCGUUGAAGAGGUAUUGUGCAAGAUAGUUGUAUUUCUUUGUGUAUUUUCUAACUGAAACUACAAGAAAGCAAGAGUUGUUAACGACAGUGAAAAUUCAACUUUUUCAGGACCACCUGGCCCGCCAGGAACAUCGGUGAGUAAUCAUGUGAACAUCAUAACCAUUAUAACACAGUAACCAUUCUAACAUGUUAAACAUAGAGAUAAGGUAAUUUCUUGUUUUAGUGAUCUAUCAAGAAAGUCUCAGUAUUUUUAAUUAUUUUCUUAAUGAUGUUUUAUUUCUAGAUGAGCGAAAGCAUCCACCUUGUUGGCGACGGACAAAGAAUUCGAAACCCAAGUAACUGUCAAUUUCUUUUGGGACAUGGUUAACGCUAAAUUAGAAUAUAAUAAUACGACUAUCUAUGGUAAAAACUCUGGAUCAGUUAAACGCCUUGACCAAACUUUAAGUGGCUUGCGAAGCUGAUAUUAUGGGGAAUGCUUCCAUUUAAACUAGCUCUGCUAAGUUGGAUGCUCCUGGACAGAUACUGAAUAUAAAUAAAUAAAGGGCCGAAUGCUAGAAUGUCCGAUGUGGUUUGAAAUACCGCAAAAAAGAGAGGGACUUAAACGAAAUAUAACAUUACGGAAAAAAAAACCUUUCUCAUUUCACCGCCAAGCUAAAUUUUUACAUCCUUUUACACCAUCUGUUUGAAUCAUGGGAGAGAUUUCUCUACUCAUAUAUAUGAUCGCCAAGUUGUUUAAGUGAGGAAACUGUAAGCUUUUUAGACUUUUUGUGGCAUUUUUCUGUGGUUUGUCAAUCAAGAAUUCAGAGCUCAAGAAAUAACGUAUGCACAGUACCUGCAUGAACAUGAGCUGGCUGCUAUAAGUGCGAAAGCUUUACGAGAAACGUUUAAGGAUUUCUGUCGAGACAAUUAACUUUUUCAAGUUAUUAACUUCAUUACUUAACAAGUUUUGGUUUUGUUUCCAGUAGAACCUCGCAUUACGAACUGGGAAGUAAGGCACAAAGAAGGCAGCAUCGUGUACCACUCAGAAUCUGGUCAUAUAGAGGUGAAGAAGACUGGAUACUAUUUCAUUUACAGCCAAAUGUUUUACUAUGAUGGUACCGCACUUCAAAUGGGUCAUUACACCUACAUAAACCACGACAAAGUUCUGGAAAGUUUGGCAAGCGUUGUUAGCGACCUGCGCAAGUACAAUACGAAGUAUCAUGGCGGGGUGUUCUUACUUCGAGCAAACGACACUCUCUCAGUUCAUAUCCCAUACACCAAGGUUUAUUACAUGGAUAGAGAGGGAAGCUUUUUUGGCGCAUUUUUGCUUCACAAAUACGAUGCCGAUUAAGAAAAAACGGGCUGGAAUUCAACCCAUUUAAAAGACUUUGCUGGCGACAGACGCCCGUCACCCCUUGAUUAGAAGUAGAUGGGUCAUCGUAUAAUGCUUAGUAACAAGCAGCGGUGUAAAUGGUUUAAAAGAAGUUCCGGGCAUAGAAAAAAAAACCGAACUGGAAAAUCAUUAGUACAUGCCUAACUAAUGAUUAAUAAGGAUAACUAACACCGCAUUAAUUGUCUUAACUAAGCCCAUUUAACACAUGUACUUACUUUAUGAGAAUAGCUGAAGCUAUAAUUGCUUUUGAUAGUGCUGGUUUUUAACGUUGCAUGAUCUGAACUGGCGCAGUUGGCUCUUGGUCUCGAUGCUGCCUGAUUUGUGCCUCGUGCCAGUACCUUGUCUCUGUUUGGCGGAGACGAUCAAUCGGACGUCAAUUACAAACGUGUCGUAGCAGACGCUCCUUUUUCGCCUCAGUUCUCAUCCUUGAGGACGCUGUUUACGCUACUCUGAGCAAGCAUUACAGACAACAAUCCGUCAAGUACAAUCUUGGACAAAGUUGAUGGAAAAUUUUGACCUUCUCCCUCCUUCCAAAUUAAGAAUGGAGAAAUGGCACGUUUUGCCUUUCGCGCGGCUUCAUCCUUGUUUUCGGGAGGAUGGGGGUCUGCUUUUUUAUUUUAUUCUGUCCACGAUUGUACAACUACUUUGGCUUAGGGGAGGGGUAGGUGGUUAGAGUCCCAGAAUCUUAUAUUGAUACGACUAAUCGACGUGGCAAAUCGUGUGCAACUACUUUCAUCGUGUAGUUUCAGCUUUCCCUGAAACGAAACUGUUUGCAAGCCGAGGAUUUCUACAAAGUGACACCACAAACUCCCCAAUUAACCAAAACCAUUUACGAGUAGUAUCUUUUUUACAAAGGCUGUGUUUGUUUCCAUGCAGUAUCUAAGCGCACGGUGAGGAAUUGGCAAGUGCAGCACAGAUCAGGCAGUAUCCAUUACCGUCGACAACAUGGCACUGUACAAAUACAGAUCGCUGGAUUUUACUAUGUUUACUCUCAGAUGUAUUACUACGACGGUAUGGCUUAUCAGAUGACGCAUCAGUUAUACGUUAACUCGCGCAAAUUCAUGCAGAGUACAUCAGCUGUUAUAAGCGAAGAAAAAAAGUAUAGCACCAACUACAAUGGUGGUGUAGUGUUUUUGAAUUCCACAGAUCAUAUUUCCGUGCGAACGCCAUUCUCAAGGGUGUACAAAAUGGAUCCAGGAUAUAGCUAUUUUGGUGCAUUUCUGCUUCAUCCCACGACUAAUUAACCAUUUUUU